AUGGCCCAAAAUGAGAGAUACAGCACCAUCCGUCCUCCCCUCUUUAACGGUGAUGACUUCCUGUACUGGAAGAAGCAGAUGGAGGUAUACCUGAUGACCAACUUCAACCAAUGGUUCAGCAUCACCAAAGGUCCCUCAAAAGAAACUAAACAAAAGAACAAACCAGAGUCAGAAUCUGAAUCUGACUCAGAAGACGAAGAAGAACAACUUGUGAACAUGGUCAGAAAAAUGUUCACAAGAAGAAAGAACAGCUUCUCGAAGAAGGAUCUACAAAAGGUAAUCAAGUCAAAUGACACGAAGGUGAAGAUCACAUGCUACGGGUGUAACAAGAAAGGACACUACAAGCACGAGUGCCCAAAGGUGAAAGACGACAAAUCUAAAAUAACCAGAAAGAAAAAGGCACUCAAGGCGAUUGUCUUUUUCGUAAACAACCCUAACCCCAUUAAUAACCCCUUCCGUUCGACAUUCCGGCCCUCCCUCGCCGCCGCCAACGCUAGACUUUCUCCUCUCAUUUUACCUGCUGUCGGCGGCGGUGCCGCCUCACUAGAUCUGCCCCUCUUCCUGGUUCAUGAUGAUGGCAGCAAGGACAGGUUGACUGACGACGCCUCCGUCUUCUCGCUCCACUUGUUAGGAGCCAGUUUACUGUCCUUGUUCACUCGGGCUCUCAAUUGUUCUUGUCGAAGGCAAUAUAUUCGAACUGACUGGAGGCGGCGUAUAAUGUUCAAGAAUAAGAUACCGAUCCUCGCCAAGAGUUCCCGGUCUCUGUUAUUUCAGGUUCGAUUGUAUUCUCCUUCAUUUCUCGCAUAUUCUCUCCGACUUCCUCUGCGAAACCCUGGGAGUUUGCAUGAGACUUUUGCCCACAAUGCACUUUCUACACCCCUGUGCCUUCGGUGGCUGAGCACUGCUACUCAAAGAAAUGAUUUUCCACCUGACCACUAUGCCCACCAGGAGAGUGUCAGUGAACCCCAUUACAACUCCCGUUCAUCGUUUCGCAGUGGUAUGUAUCAGGGUCCAGAUGGCUACAGGAGUGGAGAGGCGGGAGGAACUCCAACGUAUAGUCAUGAUCAGUUAAAUUGCCACAGAAGUGGCAUCCACGAGGAGUUCAGUUCAAACUCAAAUGGAUGUGACACUAGCAGCCCUGCGCAUGUGAGUUCCACCGGCAAGGAAUGGAGAAACAAACAUGAAUUUUCUGUCAAUUCUGAUAGAUACAAUCAGGGCUAUUCUAGACCUGGCGGGCACAGUACAAGUGCUUUUACUAAUCAGCACUACCAUAGUCCACAAACAAGUUGGCAUUACCAAAAUAACACAGCAGAGUUCCACCAGAAUCCUAGCAUCCAUGGUGUAGAUGUCCGACAGGAAGGUAUUUUGCAUCAUUCAAAUGUUGUUCCUGGCCAUAUAACAAAUGUCGAAUCAUAUGGAAAUGGGAAAGAAUGGCAUAGAAGGGAAGGAUCAUAUCAAGAUCCUAGUGGCCAUUAUGGAGAGAGAUAUCCAGAACGCUUCGGCACAUAUUCAAGCUUUGGUAAUGAAAAAUAUGGACAUAAUCCAGGGAAUGUGCAACAUGAUCCAAAUUCUAAUUGUCUGGAUAACAGAGCAGGAACUUGGGCACAUAAUCCUAGCAUACAUGGUGGAGAUGCCCAACAAGAAGGUUUUUCCAAUAGUUCAAAUGUUGUUCGUGGCCAUAACACCAUAGCCAACGGUGAAUCAUAUGGAAAUUGGAAAGAAUGUCAUAGAAGGGAGGAAUUAUAUCAAGAUCCUAGUGGCCAUUAUGGAGAGAGAUAUCCAAAACCCUCGGGCACAUAUCCACGCUUCGGCAAUGAAAAAUAUGGACACAAUCCAGGAAAUGUGCAACAUGAUCCAAAUCCUAAUUGUCUGGAUAACACAGCUGGAACUUUUCCAAAUAACCAGAAAGGAACUUAUACAGAUAGAGAAGGAAAUAUUCAUCAAAGGUCACAUGGGUUUUUAAAAGAAAUGCCAACUGACAUUUUGUAUGACCAUGCUGGAUAUCAAAGAGAGAAUCCUCCUGUAGUUCAUCAGAACUCUGCUUUCUCUGGUAGUUCAGCAGGACAAAAUACUUCUGAAUCUUCUAUUGGAUCUGCUGAAAUUGGCUAUUCUAGUAGAUACAAAGGUACAAUUGAUGAACUGGACGAGCUUUGCAAAGAAAAGAAGAUGGAAGAAGCAAUGGAAGUGUUGGCUAUGCUUGAGAAGAAUGGGUUUAUGGUGGACCUUCCAAGGUAUUUGAAUUUGAUGGUAGCAUGUGAUGAUGACAAGUUUAUAGAAGAAGCAAGAAAAUUACAUAGCCACAUAUUACAAAGAUUUGAAAAUGUUGAGGUUAGAGUAAACAACAAGAUUUUGGAUAUGUACUUCAAAUGCAGUUCAACAUCUGAUGCUUUUCAGUUAUUUGAUAAUAUGCCUCAUCGAAAUUUGACAUCUUGGGAGACCAUGAUAAUGGGUCUUGCAAAUAAUGGGUACGGAGAGGAUGCAAUUGAAAUGUUCACCGGGUUUAAACAGAAAGAGUUGGCACCUGAUGGAGGAUUGUUUGUAUCAAUUUUUUAUGUCUGUGGUUGUCUAGGAGCUAUUGAGGAAGGACUGUUACACUUUGCAUCAAUGGAAAAAGAUUUUGGUAUUGCUCCUGGCAUGGAACAUUAUCUUGGCAUUGUAGAUAUGCUUGGGAGAGCAGGAUAUUUGGAAGAAGCUCUUGAAUUCAUUCACCAGAUGCCAUGUGAGCCGAGUAUUGAUAUUUGGGAAACACUAAUGACUCUUUCUAGAUUAAAUGGAAAUUUGGAACUAGGGGAUCUAUGUGCUAAGGUUGUAGAGCAUUUAGAUGCUUCUAGGCUAAAUGAACAAUCUAAGAAGGGUCUGUUGCUUGUGAAAGAUUCAGACUUGGCAAAGGAGAAAGAAAAGAAGAAGGGUCUUCAACUUAAGAGCAGAAUUCGUGAAUACAGAGCAGGAGACAGAUCUCAUCCUGAAAAUGACAAACUUUAUGCGCAGCUAAGAUGUUUGCAACAACAAAUGAAGGAGGCUGGAUAUGUGCCAGACACAAGAUUUGUGCUCCAUGAUGUUGACCAGGAAUCUAAGGAGGAUGCUUUACUUGCUCACAGUGAGAGGCUGGCUCUUUCUUAUGCCCUUAUGACUUCCUCUGUUCGAUCAGAUAUUAAGAUUAUGAAAAAUCUUCGUGUUUGUGGAGAUUGCCAUAAUGCUUUGAAAAUCAUAUCAAAGCUAGUUGGAAGGCUAAUCAUUGCAAGAGAUGCUAAGAGAUUUCAUCAUUUUGAGAAUGGAGUAUGCUCAUGCAAAGAUUAUUGGUAAUCUUAACAGAUUGCAGAGACAGAUUGCUGAGAAGGACAAGAUUAUUGUCGCAAGAGCAAGUUAUUUAUCGUCGCCUUUGGAGCAGCGGUGGAGCAUGUUACAGAUAUCAAGCUAGAGUUCGAUAAUUUAUUGGGAGGAGGCAAUUUACUCUGAGAGGAUAUUUCGCUAGAUUGUUAGUUUGUAUACCAAAUUUUGAUUCUUAUUUAUAUUGUAUCAGAUGUUGCUGGUCGAAGAAAUCUUCUGUGGAAGCAGAGAUUAGUAACCCGGCUAAUUGAACUCAGAUGAAUAUAAAUACGCAAACUUGUUAUUUA
Molecule: messenger RNA, 3614 nt
Organism: Zingiber officinale
Lineage: Eukaryota; Viridiplantae; Streptophyta; Magnoliopsida; Zingiberales; Zingiberaceae
Exons: 5
Coding region: 1-3303 (1100 amino acids)
Biological process (GO): RNA modification
Molecular function (GO): RNA binding; protein binding; zinc ion binding
Source: RefSeq, a predicted model, not a curated record